Knipowitschia caucasica is the source of this 5304-nucleotide messenger RNA. NCBI's taxonomy places the organism in Eukaryota, Metazoa, Chordata, Actinopteri, Gobiiformes, Gobiidae. The record is from the annotation of a GenBank genome assembly.
AUGCGGCCAUCACUCGCCACUGCGGUCUUGCCUCCCCGGACACGUACGCACAACACCCCCAACCUGGCGGUGGGGGGCCGUGAGCAUCUGUCGGCCCCCAGGAGACGCAGCCCCCACCUCCGCCACACCCUGAGCCCAGAGAACCUACGAACUCUGACCGAGAGGGGGGCGACCGCAGCGGCUGUGGACAAUGCGUCGGUGGUGAGCGGGCCGAUCGGACUGACGAGAGCCAACAGCGACACAGACCUGGUGACGUCGCAGAGCCGCUCCUCGCUCACGGCCUCCACCCUCGAGUUUACGUUGAACAGGGGUCAGAAUCUGGUUAUUUCCUGGGACAUCAAAGAGGAAGUGGACGCCACCGACUGGAUAGGACUCUACCACAUCGAUGAAACUAGUCCGUCGAAUGUGUGGGAUUGUAAGAACAGAGGCGUCAAUGGGACUCAGAAAGGACAGAUCGUUUGGAGACUGGAGGCUGGACCUUACUUCAUGGAGCCGGAGACAAAGAUAUGUUUUAAAUACUACCACGGCGUCAGCGGAGCCCUCAGAGCCACCACCCCCUGCAUCACCGUCAAGAACCCGUCUGUGCCGGCGUUCAUGGAGGGACUGGCGGAGCAGGUGGGGAUAGAACACCCACGGAAACUGAUCAGCUUUACUUUGACAGAUCUUCGAGCGACAGGUCUGAAAAAGGGAAUGUUUUUUAACCCAGACCCAUAUCUGAAAAUGUCCAUCCAUCCCGGAAAGAGGAGCGUAUUCCCAGUUUUCAGUCACCACGGACAGGAGCGGCGGUCGGCAAUAAUCGCCAACACCACCAACCCAGUGUGGCACAGAGAGAAAUAUACCUUUGUGGCUCUAUUGACGGAUAUCCUGUACAUAGAGGUAAAAGACAAAUUUGCCAAAAGUCGACCAAUCAUCAAACGCUUCCUGGGUCAGCUGACUAUACCAGUGCAACGCCUCAUCGAGAGAAUCCCAGGAGUUCAGCCUGUUAGUUUCUCUUUGUGCCGACGGUUGCCGACUGAACAUGUGAGCGGGCAACUUCAGUUCAAGGUGGAACUCACUACCACAGGUGCCUCCCCGGAGUCCAUCAUUGGUAUUUCUGCUUUGAACGGAGCUCCUGGAACUCCCUCCGACGAUGAAGACCUGCCUCACCAUCUUCCCGGAGUCUCCUCAGUGGCUCUUUCCCCCACGGGCUCUCAGGGCUCUCAGGGCUCUCCGGGGCCCUGGGACAGCGGAGGGGCCUCAGCCUACCCCGAGAAAGACCCUUCUCUGCUGGGUGCAGUUGGCAGAUACGCGGCCCCCAAGACCCGGUCACUACCUGAGGUUUUACAGAGGUCGUUUACAGAAGGACUGGACGCUAUCGAAGCUCCUAAAGGUCCUGGAGAGAGGCCGCUGGGAGCUGCUUCGCCCAAACUUCACUCUAGCUUCCCCACACACACACGACUUAGCGCAAUGCUACAUAUCGAUUCUGAUGAGGACGAGGAAAGAUCCGGAGCUACCGAUAUCCCCCCCGUCCCACUGUCCCCUCUCCUGCUCAACGGGGUGCCGCCUGAAGUCACCAUCAUGGAAGAGGAGGAAGACCCAUUCCCAGACGUGGAAUCGGACCAGCUGGAGAUGUCCAUACCCCAAGACGAGGUUCUGAGUCCUGGGUUGAUCGUGGGGAGUGCGAGCCCUCUCCUGGAGCUGGUCCCGGCCAUCGGUGAUAUGGACGAUGGCCUUGAUGCUGACGUGUUUUCGGAGGCGGAGGAGGCGCCCUUUGCGGAGGCGGUGUCCCAGAAUGCUUUGCAACAGGGCGGAGUGACGCAGGAAGAGUUGAGGGCACCGUUAGAGGACCAGUCUUCAGAUAUGGACUCCAUGGAAACAGCUCAUCAGACGGUCUUCUCCACCUCCGAAAGCUGCCCAGUGACGCUGACGACGGCUGCAGAGACAGCGGAGGGAGCAGAGGCAGCCAUAGACCCAGGGGGAGAGCGUGAGUCCCGUCCCCCUGCGGAGCCUCAGGUCACAAGGGGAGAUGCGGAGGACCAGCCUGGGCCGGUCCCAGAGGCUGCUGCAGAGGAUUCCCCAGUGACGCUGGAGCAGGUGGAGCUCAUCGCCGUGAGGAGGCUCAGUCUGCAGGCGGCUGGAGGAGAGGACACCACCACAGAUACCGACGCCAACGCAGACACCGACGGAGACGAAGGUUCUCACGUGAACGGCCACCCUGUGCGCUCCCUGCCCUCGGUUCGACAGGACAUCCAUCGAUACCAGCGAGUGGACGAGCCGCUGCCUCCCAACUGGGAGGCCCGGAUCGACAGUCACGGACGGAUUUUCUUUGUGGACCACGUGAACAGAACCACCACAUGGCAGCGCCCCACCGGCCCCCCUGCCCCCCAGGGCCUGACCCGCUCCAACUCCAUUCAGCAGAUGGAGCAGCUCAAUCGAAGAUACCAGAGCAUCAGGAGAACCAUCACCAACAGUGACAGAACCGAGGAGAGCGCCGCGGAACUGAUCCCCGAACCAGAAACAGAACUAUUGCCACAUUCACUCGCAGAGUACCGGCGGGACAGUGGCGUGGCCCAGUCCAGCGCUCGCUCUCGCCUCUCACUGCUGCUUCAGUCGCCCAGCGCCAAGUUCCUGUGCAGCCCCGACUUCUUUACCGUGCUGCAUUCAAACCCCAGUGCCUAUCGCAUGUUUACGAGCAACACGUGUCUAAAGCACAUGAUCAGCAAAGUGCGGCGCGACGCUCACUACUUCGAGCGCUACCAGCACAACCGCGACCUGGUCACUUUCCUCAACACGUUCUCCAACAAACAACUGGAGCUGCCCCGAGGCUGGGAGAUGAAGCACGACCACACGGGAAAGCCUUUCUUCGUGGAUCACAACUGUCGCUCCACGACCUUCAUCGACCCGCGGCUCCCCCUCCAGAGCUCGCGCUCCACCGGCCUCCUGGCUCAUCGCCAACACCUGAGCCGCCAGCGCAGCCACAGCGCCGGAGAGGUGGUGGACGACUCUCGGCAGACCUCCGCUCCUCUCCUGCCCCGGCCCUCCAGCACCUUCAGCGGAUCCAGUCGCAGUCAACACGACCUGGUGCCUGUCGCCUACAACGACAAAAUAGUUGCAUUUCUACGGCAACCCAACAUCUUAGAGAUUUUACAAGAGAGACAGCCAGAGCUCGCCAGAAACCAGUCUCUCAAAGAGAAAGUUCAGUUCAUUCGUAGUGAAGGUGUGACUGGACUCGCUCGUCUCUCCAGUGACGCUGAUCUCGUCAUGCUGCUGAGUUUGUUUGAAGAGGAGGUGAUGUCUUACGUGCCACCGUUGCUCCAUCCAGGUUACUCCCUCUCGUCCCCUCAGAGCUCCCCUGGGACCCAAAGAGCCAAUGCGCGCGCCCCAGCUCCGUACAAGAGAGACUUUGAGGCCAAACUCCGAAACUUUUAUCGCAAAUUGGAGACGAAAGGUUAUGGACAAGGCCCGGGGAAAGUGAAACUAAUCAUCCGGAGAGACCACCUUUUGGAAGACGCCUUUAACCAGAUCAUGUGCUACUCUCGGAAGGAUCUACAGAGAAGUAAACUCUAUGUCAGCUUUGUGGGAGAGGAUGGCCUGGAUUACAGCGGUCCGUCCAGAGAGUUCUUCUUCCUCGUUUCUCGGGAGCUGUUUAAUCCUUACUACGGCCUGUUUGAGUAUUCAGCCAACGACACAUACACGGUCCAGAUCAGCCCCAUGUCGGCCUUCGUGGACAACCAUCACGAGUGGUUCAGGUUCAGUGGGAGGAUCCUGGGCUUGGCUCUUGUGCAUCAGUAUCUGCUGGAUGCUUUCUUCACACGACCGUUUUACAAAGGACUCCUGAGAAUUCCAUGUGACCUGAGCGACCUGGAGUUUCUGGACGAGGAGUUUCACCAGAGUCUGCAGUGGAUGAAGGACAACGACAUCGAAGACAUGUUGGAUCUCACCUUCACCGUCAACGAGGAGGUGUUCGGACAGAUCACAGAGAGGGAGCUGAAGCCGGGGGGAGCUGGGAUCCCUGUGUCGGAGAAGAACAAGAAGGAAUACAUCGAGAGGAUGGUGAAGUGGAGGAUCGAGAGGGGCGUGGCCCAGCAGACCGAGAGCCUGGUCCGAGGCUUCUACGAGAGGGUGUCAUGCAGAGAGUGUCAUGCAGAGGGUGUCAUGCAGAGGGUGGUGUCAUGCAGAGGGUGUCAUGCAGAGGGUGUCAUGCAGAGGGUGGUGUCAUGCAGAGGGUGUCAUGCAGAGGGUGUCAUGCAAAGGGUGUCAUGCAGAGGGUGGUGUCAUGCAGAGGGUGUCAUGCAGAGGGUGGUGUCAUGCAGAGGGUGUCAUGCAGAGGGUGUCAUGCAGAGGGUGGUGUCAUGCAGAGGGUGUCAUGCAGAGGGUGUCAUGCAGAGGGUGUCAUGCAGAGGGUGUCAUGCAGAGGGUGGUGUCAUGCAGAGGGUGUCAUGCAGAGGGUGUCAUGCAGAGGGUGUCAUGCAGAGGGUGUCAUGCAGACGGUGUCAUGCAGACGGUGUCAUGCAGACGGUGUCAUGCAGACGGUGUCAUGCAGAGGGUGUCAUGCAGAGGGUGUCAUGCAGACGGUGUCAUGCAGACGGUGUCAUGCAGACGGUGUCAUGCAGAGGGUGUCAUGCAGAGGGUGUCAUGCAGACGGUGUCAUGCAGACGGUGUCAUGCAGACGGUGUCAUGCAGACGGUGUCAUGCAGACGGUGUCAUGCAGACGGUGUCAUGCAGAGGGUGUCAUGCAGAGGGUGUCAUGCAGACGGUGUCAUGCAGACGGUGUCAUGCAGACGGUGUCAUGCAGAGGGUGUCAUGCAGAGGGUGUCAUGCAGACGGUGUCAUGCAGACGGUGUCAUGCAGACGGUGUCAUGCAGACGGUCAGUGAAUGUGAGUGUUGUGCCGGUGCAGGUGGUGGACGUGCGGCUGGUGUCGGUGUUUGACGCUCGGGAGCUGGAGCUGGUGAUCGCAGGAACAGCUGAGAUCGACUUGUCGGACUGGAGGAACAACACCGAGUACAGAGGAGGUUACCAUGACAACCACAUAGUGAUCCGCUGGUUCUGGGCGGCCGUGGAGAGAUUCAACAACGAGCAGAGACUGAGGCUGCUGCAGUUCGUCACGGGUACGUCCAGUAUUCCUUACGAGGGCUUUGCAUCACUUCGCGGCAGUAACGGACCUCGGCGAUUCUGUGUAGAGAAAUGGGGGAAGAUCACCUCAUUACCCAGGGCUCACACUUGCUUUAACCGCCUGGACCUCCCCCCGUACCCCUCGUUCUCAAUGCUCUACGAGAAACUUGUGACGGCCGUGGAGGAGACCAGCACUUUUGGCCUGGAGUAG